Molecule: messenger RNA, 1365 nt
Organism: Acanthosepion pharaonis
Lineage: Eukaryota; Metazoa; Mollusca; Cephalopoda; Sepiida; Sepiidae
Source: the annotation of a GenBank genome assembly
AUGCAUCCAUCUAUCCAUCUAUCCAUCCAUCUAUCUAUCUAUCUAUCCAAGUCUGUACAUCCAUCUCUCAUCUGUCCAAAUCCAUCCAUAUCUAUCUAUCCAUCCAUCUGUCUAUCCAAUCCGCACAUAUCUAUCUCCCCAUACUGUUCAAAUCCAUCUAUCUCUCCAUCCAUCCAUCUAAGUCCGCAUAAUCUAUCUAUCUACCGUUUCAAACCAUCUAUCCAUCCAUCCAUCUAUCUAAGUCCGCACAUAUCUAUCUCUCAUACUAUCUCAACCAUCCAUCUAUCCAUCUAUCUAUCCAUCCAUCUAUCCAUCCAUCUAAGUCUGCACAUCUAUCCCCACACCGUUCAAAUCCAUCUAUCUAUUUAUCCAUCUAUCCAUCUAUCUAUCCAUCCAUCCAUCUAUCAUCUAAGUCUGCACAUUCAUCUCAUACCAUCUCAAAUCUAUCUAUCCAUCUAUCUAUCUAUCUAUCUAUCUAAGUCUGCUCAUAUCUAUCUCUCAUACUUCUGCACAUAUCUAUAUCUCAUACUGUUCAAAUCUAUCUCUCUAUCUAUCUAUCUAUCUAUCUAUCUAUCUCUCUAUCUAUCUAUAUCUAAGUCUGCACAUAUCUCUCCAUCCUGUUCAAAUCUAUCUAUCCCUGUCUAUCCAUCUAUCUAUCUAAUCUGCACACAUCUAUCUCUCAUACUGUUCAAAUCUAUCUAUCUAUCUAUCUAUCUAUCUAUCUAUCUAUCUAUAUCUAUCUAUCUAUCUAAGUCUGCACAUAUCUAUCUCUCAUACUGUUCAAAUCUAUCUAUCUAUCUAUCUAUCUAUCUAUCUAUCUAUCUAAUCUGCACAUAUCUAUCUCCUCAUAAUUGUUCAAAUCUAUCUAUCUAUCUAUCUAUUCAUUCAUCUAUCUAUCUAUCUAAGUAUGCACAUAUCUAUCUCUCAUUGUUCAAAUUCAUUCAUCUAUCUAUCUUCAUCUAUCUAUCUAUCUAUCUAAGUCUGCACAUAUCUAUCUCUCAUACUGUUCAAAUCUAUCUAUCUAUCUAUCUAUCUAUUCAUUCAUCUAUCUCUCUAUCUAUCUAUCUAAUCUACUCAUAUCUAAGUCUGGUCAUAUCUCUCUCUCUCUCUCUCUCUCUCUCUCUCUCAUUCUGUUCAUAUCUACCUAUUUAUCUAUCUAUCUAUCUAUCUAUUCUUUUUGAUUAUUUAAGUCUACUCAUAUCUAAGUCUGGUCAUAUCUCUCUCUCUCUCUCUCUCUCUCUCUCUCUCUCAUUCUGUUCAUAUCUACCUAUUUAUUUAUCUAUCUCUGCUUUUUGCUUAUCUAUCUAUCUAUCUAUCUAUCUAUCUAUCUAUCUAUCUAUCUAUCUCAUUCUCUCCAGAAAUUAA